This is a messenger RNA of Ambispora gerdemannii, 222 nucleotides long. The record is from the annotation of a GenBank genome assembly. Lineage: Eukaryota; Fungi; Glomeromycota; Glomeromycetes; Archaeosporales; Ambisporaceae.
AUGAACCGUGGUGGGGAGUAUUGCCGGGAUGAGACGGAUGACUCUAGUUUUCAUCCGGUUUGUAGUCGUCGAUCGGAGAAUGUGGCAGCUGGAGGAAUGCGCGGUAACGCUUCUUCCGGACUAGAACUGAAAUCCUUGAAUAAUGUAACCUCUAUAUCAAAAGAAGAGGUACAAAAGUUCCUUGGGAAUAUUCGGACGAUUGGCAGAGACUUGCGAAGAUGA